This is a messenger RNA of Zygosaccharomyces rouxii, 1614 nucleotides long. It is a transcript of the gene ERG5, whose product is annotated as C-22 sterol desaturase. Gene Ontology annotation, biological process: sterol metabolic process. Gene Ontology annotation, molecular function: iron ion binding; oxidoreductase activity, acting on paired donors, with incorporation or reduction of molecular oxygen; heme binding. NCBI's taxonomy places the organism in Eukaryota, Fungi, Ascomycota, Saccharomycetes, Saccharomycetales, Saccharomycetaceae. The transcript has a single exon. The record is from RefSeq and is a predicted model, not a curated record. Bases 1 to 1614 code for a protein of 537 amino acids.
AUGGCAGAGGUUACCGUUGAUAAGGCUAUGGAUACUGUCGCAGGAUUCCAAAACAGUACUGUGCAGCCAUUGUUAGCAAACAAUGGUCAUACUGUCGCUUCCAUUUUAGAGGUUGUAAAAUCACUAUCGUACUGGAAAAUUUUCGUUACAUUUUUAUGCGUUUUGAUAGUUUGGGACCAAAUUUCUUACCAAACCAAAAAGGGUUCUUGUGCGGGUCCUAAGUGGAAAUGGUAUCCAAUAAUUGGACCUUUCUUGGAAUCAUUGGAUCCCAAAUUCGAAGAAUAUAAGGCAAAAUGGUAUUCUGGUGAACUUUCGUGCGUUUCCAUCUUUCAUAAGUUUGUGGUUAUUGCAUCUACAAGGGAUUUAGCAAGGAAAAUUAUGCAAUCGCCCAAGUAUGUGAAACCAUGCGUUGUCGAUGUAGCUGUUAAAAUUUUGAGACCAAACAAUUGGGUCUUUCUCGAUGGUAAGGCUCAUGUCGAUUAUAGAAAAUCCCUAAACGGUCUUUUCACCAAACAAGCUUUAGAACAAUAUUUACCAGGUUUAGAAGUUCUCAUCGACAAAUAUAUUGGCAAAUUCGUUCAAUUGUCAAAGGAUAACAAUAAUAAGCCUCAAGUAUUUUUCCACGAAAUGAGAGAGAUUCUUUGCGCCUUGUCCCUGAGUGCAUUCUGCGGGGAAUAUAUUACCGAGGAUCAAGUGAGAAAGAUUGCUGAUGAUUACUAUCUGGUGACGGCAGCAUUGGAAUUGGUCAAUUUCCCUAUCAUUCUACCCUACACCAAGACUUGGUAUGGUAAACGUACUGCUGAUGCCGCUAUGAAAAUCUUUGAAGAAUGUGCUCAGAUGGCAAAGGACCACAUUGCCGCUGGUGGUAAGCCAAUCUGUGUUAUGGAUGCUUGGGCUAAGUUAAUGCACGAUGCCAAGAACAAAAAUGACAGUGAUUCAAAACUUUACCACAGAGAAUUUACCAAUAAGGAAAUGUCAGAGGCUGUUUUCACUUUCUUGUUUGCAUCUCAAGAUGCAUCUUCAUCUUUAGCAUGCUGGUUAUUCCAAAUUGUUGCUGACAGACCCGACGUUUUAGCCAAAGUUAGAGAAGAACAAUUAGCAGUUCGUAAUGGUGAUGUUAACAUGAAAGUUACUUUGCCAUUGAUUGAAAAGAUGGAUUACACUACUAUGGUCAUAAAGGAGACAUUACGUUACAGACCACCAGUGCUGAUGGUUCCAUAUGUGGUUAAACAAAACUUCCAAGUGAGAGAAAAUUAUACCGCACCAAAGGGUACUAUGUUGAUUCCUACUUUGUACCCAGCCCUACACGAUCCUGAGGUUUAUGAGAAUCCAGAUGAGUUCGUCCCAGAAAGAUGGGUCGAAGGUUCAAAAGCCAGUGAGGCAAAGAAGAACUGGUUAGUCUUUGGUUGUGGUCCCCAUGUUUGUUUGGGUCAAACCUAUGUGAUGAUGACUUUCUGUGCUCUAUUGGGUAAAUUUGCACUUUUCACAGAUUUUGAACAUUCUGUUACACCAUUAAGUGAGAAAAUUAAAGUGUUUGCCACUAUUUUCCCUAAGGAUGAUUUGUUGAUGACAUUCAAGAAAAGAGACCCAUUAACCGGCAAGAUUUACGAAUAA